Sparassis crispa is the source of this 384-nucleotide messenger RNA. RefSeq lists its product as hypothetical. Lineage: Eukaryota; Fungi; Basidiomycota; Agaricomycetes; Polyporales; Sparassidaceae. The coding region runs from base 1 to 384 and encodes 127 amino acids. The transcript has a single exon. The record is from RefSeq and is a predicted model, not a curated record.
AUGCACGAGUUAGCCCGACAACAGAUGGCGGACCGAGUCAGACAAGGAUCGCCGAAGUUUACACUAGGACAGAAGGUCUGGCUAGACUCGAGGAACCUGAAGGUCAAUUACGCCUCGCGCAAGAUAGCACCAAAGCGUGAGGGGCCAUUCGAAAUUGUCGAAGUCAUCGGACCAGCCAACUAUCGUCUCAAACUCCCGAAGACCUGGCGAGUUCAUUCCGUAUUCCACGCCGCCCUUCUAUCUCCUUAUCGCGAAAACGACAUACAUGGUCCGAAUUACGUGAACCCACCACCUGAUGUCGUUGAUAAUGAAGAAGAGUACAAAGUCGAAGCCAUCCUGAAUCACAAGACGUACCGAGGUCAUCUGAGGUACUUAGUCAAGUGA